UGGCGCUAGUGCAGGAGCCAGAACCGAAAUCGAGAAAGUCAGUCAGUUGGUCUCGCGCCUUACGCGUGUGCUUAUCAGGUUAAGUGUUUGUAAGAAGUGUCGGGACAUUGUGUUUUACUAUCACAUUCGUUGUCAAAACGAUUGUCAGCAUUUAUUGUGACAAGAACAUCUUUUCUGUUCAAUUCUAGUAUUCUACGAUUGCAACUUGCAUCUCAGUGGAGCAACGCCGGUUCAGGAUGAUGCCGGAAACGUAAAGGACGCUUCAAAGCGUCUAUGAUAGGAUGUUGCAGAAAUGGUGACGACUUUCAACGUUGAACAACUGGGCGUCGUUCGUCCUGUGGGAGACAGAGAGCAGAAAUAAGGAUGGCCUUUCAUUGGGAUAAGCUCUCACCAGCGGAAUUUCAACAACUCCAGGAUUUAGCAGCUUAUUCCACGCGAAAGCUACAGGAUGUCCUCACUGAAUUUUGCGGAUCAAACACAACACCCAGCGGUGCACCCAAAUAUCAUCCAGAUGGUGUAAGUUUGAACCAAAAUUAUCCACAAACUAAGGACAUUGAUUAUGAAGGAUUUCGUAAAUUUCUGGACACCUAUCUCGAAGUGACAACCCCUGACGAACUUUCACGACAUCUUUUUUUGUCGUUCGUUAAAAAAGUGCCACGAGGAGUCGAUGGGAAAGCUUUUAAGGAAUCUUUGCAUCAGGAAAUGGCCGUGCUUUCGUCGACGACCGCUUGUGCCGCCAUUACGUCUCACACAACGUCCAGCAGCAAUGUGAACAGCACAGGUCUACCUGGUGGGACAUCGUCGGAGGGUGGACACGGUUCCUCUUUGGCUGACAAAAUUCACGGUCUCACAGAGAAAUUGCAGGCGUUGGGGCAUCAUAGAACGGACAGUGAAAUCUCCACCAGAGCACGCACAGGAAGCGUUCAUCCCAUAUUGACGAUACAACAGCACACGUCGUACAGUUGCCAUGACGUGAUAGAGAAAAAAAGCACGGACAGCAGCCCGAGCCAUAGCCAAAUGUCGCGGAAUUCGUCCAGGAAGUCGAACAAUUCGCUCCUCAUCAACAACGGGAAAUUAGAAGAAAUGAGACAUCUCGUUAGAAAGCAAAGCACGAUAGACGUCCACUCGAUUAAAGUCAGUCUUAAGGAUAUCGUGUGCUAUCUUUCUCUUCUGGAGGCUGGCAGACCAGAAGAUAAAUUGGAGUUCAUGUUUCGGCUAUAUGAUACAGAUGGAAAUGGAGUUCUUGAUACCAAUGAAAUGGACUGCAUUGUCAAUCAGAUGAUGAAUGUCGCCGAAUAUCUCGGAUGGGAUGUCACGGAAUUGAAACCGAUACUGCAAGACAUGAUGAUAGAAAUAGAUUAUGAUGCGGAUGGUACAGUGUCUUUAGAAGAGUGGAAAAGAGGUGGUCUUACAACGAUACCUUUACUGGUUCUUUUGGGCUUGGAUUCUCAUGUAAAGGAAGAUGGUAAUCAUCUCUGGAGGCUAAAACACUUUAGCAAACCCGCCUAUUGUAAUCUCUGUCUAAAUAUGUUAGUUGGUCUCGGGAAGAAGGGUCUUUGCUGUGUUUUCUGUAAAUACACAGUCCAUGAAAGAUGUGUUCAAAGGGCGCCAGCUUCUUGUAUUGCCACCUACGUUAAAAGUAAAAAAACAUCCCAGACAAUGGCGCAUCAUUGGGUCGAAGGAAAUUGUCACGGAAAAUGUUUCAAAUGUAAAAAAACUAUCAAAAGUUAUAAUGGAAUCACGGGUUUACACUGUAGAUGGUGUCAAAUAACAUUACAUAACAGAUGUGUCUCGCAAAUAAGAGCGGAAUGUACACUUGGUGAAUAUGCAGUUCAUAUCCUCCCCCCUACAGCGAUUUGUCCAGUUGUUCUGGACAGGCAAAGAUCGUUAUCAAGAGAUAGUAAAAGAGGAAGUAAACAUGGACAAGAUUCAUCAACUGUUAGCACACAAAGUGGGUUCCUAACAUCUGGAACAGCUACUAAUCAACAACCAGCAAUGUCUUUCCAAAUUACACCACCAUCAGGAAUCGUGCCACUUUUAGUGUUUAUAAAUCCAAAAUCUGGAGGAAGGCAAGGCGAACGUAUGUUAAGGAAGUUCCAAUACAUUUUGAAUCCGCGCCAAGUUCAUAAUUUGGCCAUGGGUGGACCUAUGCAAGGUUUACAAAUGUUCAAAGACGUAGAAAACUUUAAGGUGAUCUGCUGCGGCGGUGAUGGUACCGUUGGCUGGGUCUUAGAAACAAUGGAUCGUGUUCAAUUCGAACAUCAACCCGCUGUAGGUGUUAUACCAUUGGGUACAGGCAAUGAUCUUGCAAGAUGUUUACGAUGGGGUGGUGGUUAUGAAGGAGAAGCUAUUCAUAAAGUUCUUAAAAAAAUAGAGAAAGCAACGCCUGUAAUGAUGGAUCGCUGGCAAAUAGAAGUGCUUGAUCAAAAAGAUGAGAAAAAACCAAAUCAAGAUAGUAUACCGUAUAAUAUCAUUAAUAAUUAUUUCUCGGUGGGUGUGGACGCAGCGAUCUGUGUGAAAUUUCAUAUGGAAAGGGAAAAAAAUCCCGAAAAAUUCAAUAGUAGAAUGAAAAAUAAACUUUGGUACUUUGAAUACGCAACCACGGAACAAUUUGCUGCCAGCUGUAAAAAUCUUCACGAAGACCUCGAAAUCAUUUGUGAUGGAACUCCGUUAGAUUUAGCACAUGGACCUUCUCUCCAAGGCGUCGCAUUAUUAAACAUUCCUUUUACUCAUGGAGGUUCUAAUCUCUGGGGUGAACAUCAUACAAGACAUCGUCGUCUUGGCAAACGGAAAAAACGACCAGACAAAGAACUCAGUACUAGCAGUUUUAAUUCCGUAGAUCUUACAGCCGCAAUACAAGAUAUUGGAGACAAUCUCAUAGAAGUGAUCGGUUUAGAAAACUGUUUGCACAUGGGUCAAGUGAAAACUGGACUUCGUCAUUCCGGUAGAAGAUUGGCUCAGUGUAGUAGCGUCACUAUUACUACUAGCAAACGUUUUCCAAUGCAAAUCGAUGGUGAACCAUGGAUGCAGGGUCCAUGUACUAUUCAUAUAACACAUAAGAACCAAGUACCAAUGCUAAUGGCACCACCACCAGAGAAAGGUCGAGGCUUUUUCCGAUUUUUAAAGAGGUGAACUUUGACAUUAUCAAAUAACGAAACUGAAGAAUUGAAAUCAUUAAUUCAGUUUCCAAUACGUAGCUUCAACGUCAUCCCGCCUCUUUUAUCUUAUCUUAAAUAAACAAAAAAGAAAAGGAAGUGUAUCAAUUCGAUCGUACUUAAUACAGUUUUUGUGCUCGUCCGAGCGCGUGGAACGAGCUUCGACAUAACUUAGGUAUUCUUGUAUACAGUAUUUUUGAGAAUAAUAAAGCAUCGUUCAUCUUAGAUUUAGGAUCUAGCGGUAGACUCAUGAAUUAUCGGUGCUUUGAAAAGCUCGAAAAUAAAAUUUUAAUCGUUUUAUACAUUAUAUUAAAAAGCACCGAAUGUUCUUUUUUGUUUUUCGAAUCCGUACUUUGAGUCUACCGCUUUAAAUCUACAAGUACAAGCUUGUACUAUUGCAAUCAAGCGUAUAAUAAUAUACCGACAUAACGGAUUGUACGGUAUCAUGCAAAAGAGAAAAUAAUCUCGUAGAUAAUAUUAUUUAAUCUCAUAGAUAAUAUUAUUUUUAAAUAAUAUUAUCGAUGAUUUUAAUUAAUCCCUUUUUUUUUGUACAAAGCGUAGAGAUAUUAUAAAGAUUUCAUUUCUUCAUAAAAUAAGCUAUAAUCAGAAUAGUCGAGAAUAAACAGUUCAUUUUUCUUAGACAAAUAUUUAUUACACAUGAAAAAAAUAAAAUUUAAUUUAUCAAUUAAAUAUUGAGUAUUUACGAAUAAUAUAUAUUAUUUUAUAUUCUACAUAUAUGUUUUUUGAUCUGUCUAUUCUCGACCAAUUUUACAACUGUUUACUUUUAUAAAAAGGAAAAGAAAAGAAUUUAUCGAAUGGUAUGAAACAAUUCAGAUCGCUCCUCUUUUUUGCACGACUCCGUCCAACAAUCAAAGAUCUAUCUUUCCUCUCUUAACAUUAAGAUUUUUGUACGAAAGCUUAGUCGUAACUGCUUAGAUAUAAAUCACAAUCGAUUGGUUUUAUUUAUUUAUUUAUUUAUUUAUUUAUUCCAAUAUACUAUUUAUUUAUUCGAUGGCUCUCAAGCCGGAGCAAUAUAUCGUAAGCAUAUCAACAAAUCAAACGCGACGAUAAAAUAAUAAUAAAUUUAUUUCGCAUUUAUUUUUGUUUAUAAAUCAUAUAAUCAGAUAUUAUUAAAAUUAUAAAUAUAUUUUUAAUUAGAUGCAAUAUAGAUUAUUAAUCGAUAUUAUAUUGCGCGUUAUUAUAAAUUAUGUUUUUUUAAAUUUAUUAUCUUUUUACACGUUGGCCACUUUUGAUCGAUACACGAACGUUGAUGCUUUUUUCAUUAUGCGCAUGACGAAUUAUUAAAAUAUAGAAAUGGAUCACGUAUAUUAAAUAUUAUAUUGUUAAAUAAAUAGAAGACAAGCAUAGAUAAAAUAUAUUAAUCAAAAUCAAUACAGCCAACGUGUUACAUGUAAUGAUCAGUAUUGUGGUAUAGAAUUUAUAGAAUUUUUCGUAGGAUUCUUCUUCGACUACAUCAGCAUGCUUUUCCUCAUUGUCUGUCGGACGAACGCUUCUCUAUAUUUACAAAUUUUCAUAGCCUUGUUUCUACGACUGCUCUAAGAUAUUGACAUACUAUUUAUUUUUUUAUAUAACUAUUAUUUUUAUGUAAUUAUUUUUGAGAAAAAACAAACUAAUAUAUGUCAAUAAUUACAGAAUUCUUUUUAUAAUUUUUCAAAAGUAAUUUUCCGUCCGAUAAUAAAAAUAAAUAAUAAUAGAUUUUUUUUUAUAAAUUAACUCAUAUUUUUAUUAAAAUAUCAUGUUCAUUUUCUGAGCACUCAUCACUUCAUGCACAUUCAUUUCAUGUUAUUCUAAAAUGUCAAUUUUAAGGAAGAUCGAAACAAAUCCAAUCAUAUUUCAACAAAAAAUCAUCGUAGCAAUAUUGAAUACUAUAAUAGAGCUUCGAUCGAUUUAUGAAAAUAAAGAUUAAUAAAUUUUUCAUCCAAUAUCAGAUCAAUAUCAAUGUCAUCAAAUUCACUUACACUAUUCCGUAAUCUAUAAGUAUCUAUUUUUGCUUUCGUACCAUGUUAUGCUUUUAUAUAAAAAGUAUAACGAAAAAAUAUGACACCAAGUAUAUGAAAUCCCGCAGGGACCAUCACAAACAUCGAAAAUUCAUGUAACGAUAUAAAAUGAUUAGAAUUUAUUUUGUAACAAUGAUGAUCAUUAAUCUCAUGUAAUCAAUUCAAACGACAUCAAUCUAUUGUUUCUUGAAAUUGAUUAGAUUUUAUCAUGUAAGUAGAAUAUGAAAUUUCUUCUCCAUUUCAUUUUUAUUUUCAUAUUUUUUACAUUUUAUUUAUUCAUUAUUCAUUUAAUUACAAACAAAUGCAAGAAUAUAGAUUGUUCUCAAAAUGAAUUUCUAUGAAAAGACAUUCUAAAGGCAAGCGUUUACGAGUCAAUAUUUUCAAGUAUAUAUUUUCAAGUAUAUAUUUCUUAACCGUUUUAUGUAGAGAAUUAAUAUACAAUUUAUUCGUCGCGCAAAUAAUUACUUCCUUUACAAUCGUAAUAUAC
Molecule: messenger RNA, 5660 nt
Organism: Apis laboriosa (Himalayan honeybee)
Lineage: Eukaryota; Metazoa; Arthropoda; Insecta; Hymenoptera; Apidae
Gene: Dgk
Product: diacylglycerol kinase 1
Exons: 18
Coding region: 364-3132 (922 amino acids)
Biological process (GO): intracellular signal transduction; diacylglycerol metabolic process; lipid phosphorylation
Cellular component (GO): plasma membrane
Molecular function (GO): ATP-dependent diacylglycerol kinase activity; calcium ion binding
Source: RefSeq, a predicted model, not a curated record